AUAAACCUUUGUGUAUUCACGUUUAUGAUUAUACAAAAGAAUUCUUCUGGAAGUGCAGACGUAUAUUAUACGAUUGUCUUUUUUCUAAUCUAUUAAGGAUUUAGUUUUACUAUGACUUUGCCUGACAAUUGCGAAUCCAUGAUGCAAAACGAAAAAAGGAAUGCAAACACGGGACGGAUGCUCAAAGAUGUUCUUAUCCAGGCCGAAGUGGAUGGUCGGACAACAUUUGGCAUUUAUGAAUGUGCUCAGCUUCUGAAUACAAAUCCGGAUGAUGUAACACUGUGUGUCCUUCCUACUGGAUUCAACAAUGACGUCACGGUGCAUAUUCAUCACACUUUAAUGGAAGCUUUCUGUUUGGAAAACGAUAUAAAACUGUUAAAGGUUGACAGUUUAGGGAAACUGGAAAGCAUCUUUUCCGGAAAAGAGAGCUCCAACACGAAUGUUAUUGACUGCAGUUGUGUUUUAGUCACCGCUCCUGAACAGACUGACCAUGUCUAUAAUGAUCUUAUGGAUGUUGCUGAUGGACCAGUUGUAGAAAUGCCUGUCUGAUCACAGAACCACUUCAUCUUUUAUUUACACCAGAGAAAGCCCAUUUUCUGGUCAAACUCAAGGAAACAUUAAUAUCUCGUUGGAAGUAACAAAUCCAGGAGGAGAACAACAGGACGCAUGGUGACCUGGAGGAAGCCGAGUAAAUGGACAUAAGCUUCAGAUCCUCCAAAAGUCCCCCAAAAUAGUGCUUACCAGUCAAUCCAUCGAGAACACUUCCGAAUAAUUCUUACCAGAAUGCAGCCCCAUGCAGAGGGGUCAAAGUGUAAAAACUGUUACAAUGGACAUCGUUAUUUCCUAAAAUUUUGUUGAUUAUUUAAUGUGUUAUGUUUAUUAUGUUAAAUUUCAAUAAAAUAUAUAUCAUUUAAAAAGAUA
This is a messenger RNA of Saccostrea cuccullata (small rock oyster), 921 nucleotides long. RefSeq names its product growth arrest and DNA damage-inducible protein GADD45 gamma-like. The transcript is spliced from 5 exons. Gene Ontology annotation, cellular component: cytoplasm; nucleus. NCBI's taxonomy places the organism in Eukaryota, Metazoa, Mollusca, Bivalvia, Ostreida, Ostreidae. Gene Ontology annotation, biological process: regulation of cell cycle. The coding region runs from base 112 to 549 and encodes 145 amino acids. The record is from RefSeq and is a predicted model, not a curated record.